Vollenhovia emeryi is the source of this 1731-nucleotide messenger RNA. Its product is annotated as trace amine-associated receptor 4-like. Bases 261 to 1592 code for a protein of 443 amino acids. The record is from RefSeq and is a predicted model, not a curated record. The transcript is spliced from 8 exons. Gene Ontology annotation, cellular component: membrane. Gene Ontology annotation, molecular function: G protein-coupled receptor activity. NCBI's taxonomy places the organism in Eukaryota, Metazoa, Arthropoda, Insecta, Hymenoptera, Formicidae. Gene Ontology annotation, biological process: G protein-coupled receptor signaling pathway.
ACAUUUAUCAUGUUGCACAAUCGGCCCUAAGAUAAACCAAAAGACACUUCUAUAAAUGAAGAGGAAAACUUCGUGCGGAUAAAACUUCAAGUACGAAGUAAUAAAAUAUUAUUGAACUUAGAACGCUCAACUUCAUAAAAAUCGCAAAUUCGAGAUAAACGAUUUAUGAAUAUUCACUGUCGGAAGGACAAAGAUGAAUAUUUUAACUUUAAAAGAGGAGAAUACGGAAGUAAAUGUUAUUAUGAUGUUGUAAUAGCAUUAUGCAGGCGGAGGAAACUGUCACAACACAACGUGCACAUAGCACGUUAAAUUUAUCAAUCCCUGACAUCGCUACAGUUAACAGUCUUGUAUUCGAAGAGUUGAUGGAAUCUACGAGCAUAUCGACAGGACCCACAAACGUGACAAUGAUUAAUGAAUCUAUGACGCAGAAUAACUCGAGCCAAAUCGGGUCUGCUGAUGGGAUAUUGUAUUUAUACGGAGUACCACCAUUGAUUCUCUUUUGCGUCAUUUCAGUAGUCGUAAACAUCAAAGUUCUGAUGAGCGUAUUUUGGAUUAGACGCCCACUCAGUCCAACAUUAUAUAUCAGUUUAAGUCUAGCAGGCGCAGAUGCUUUCUCCAGCAGUGUUCUGGGCAUAGGACUAGUCUUGAAUAGUUUCAUACCUAAUGGUCUUGAAAUUAAACUGAAAGAUAUGGAUUGUUUUUUACUGGCUCUCGAAGUUGUACGAUUGGGAGGCGUGAUAAUUACGGUAUUUCAUCUAAUGGCUCUGGCUAUCAAUCAUUAUUUGGGCAUUCUCAGACCCCUCCAUUAUCUUACGAUCCUAACGUACAGAAAUACCACAAUUCUAUUAGUUUUACUAUGGGUGUUGCCCAUCUCUUUCUUCGCGCUGUACUUUAAUCUAAUCGAAAAUGACGGUUUCCAGUCCGAAGGAUGCAGAACCCACACGUUCUUAUCUCACAAGCAAUUUCGAACGUUGUUCAGCAGCCUCUUCUUCGGGCCCUUCGCGCUGAUGAUUUGCAUUUACGUUCACAUAUUCUAUAUAGUGAAGAGACAUCAAGCCACGAGGCUCCGCUUUCGCAGAGCAGGAUCUUCCGCCCGUGCGAGGGCAUCGGAAGCAUUGCGCAGUAAUUCUAGGCAAAUGGCGCGUAACGUUAAAGCUAUCCACACAACUUUAUACAUACUUGGAAGCUUCGUGAUCGGAUGGAUGCCCGGAGUAACGAUGUACAUGCUGGUUUGCAACGACUGCGUAUUACAAUUAAGAGGAGUGUCGGCGCGUGUCAUGUUCUUCAUCUACGCCAUAAUUAACGGUCUUAUUAUCCUGAAAACUUUGGUAAAUCCCAUUAUCUACGCCGCCCGAAUGCACGAGAUUAAGAUUGCCAUGAGGCGAAUGCACGACGCCUUUUGCGGAUGCUCAAAGCUCACCCGCUUUACUACCAAUCGUGGGAUCAGCAGAAUUAUAUACAGCAGUGAGGAGAGCAGGCAAUCGAGAACCAGUCGAAUGUUUCAGAAUAUGAGCAUUCGGAAAGGGCGAAACGGGAGCACGUAUACAUGUACGGGUUACAAUAUACAUGAAUAUGGCAACACGCCCGUGUAGAACGUCAGGUGCGAGACGCGCGAUGAGAAAACAUUUUUUCGCGUACUUUAUCGAAGAAUCAUGUAAAUACCAGCUAAACGAGUGAUAGCGGCUGCAACAAUAUUUUAAUGGCAUAUUGAAAAAGCCGCAUUACUUCUCU